Messenger RNA from Drosophila bipectinata, 1889 nucleotides. RefSeq names its product Heat shock protein 60D (gene Hsp60D). NCBI's taxonomy places the organism in Eukaryota, Metazoa, Arthropoda, Insecta, Diptera, Drosophilidae. The record is from RefSeq and is a predicted model, not a curated record. Gene Ontology annotation, molecular function: protein-folding chaperone binding; ATP-dependent protein folding chaperone; ATP binding. Gene Ontology annotation, biological process: mitochondrial unfolded protein response; protein refolding; apoptotic mitochondrial changes. Gene Ontology annotation, cellular component: mitochondrial matrix; mitochondrial inner membrane.
GAAAAUACACACAAAUUCCUUGGUUCGGAUCGAAAGCUGCAAAAUUAAAUAGUUAGGAUCAAGAAGAAAGAUGAUGCGCCGAUUUGGUCUUAAAAGCUGUGCCCUAGUCCGCACCUAUGCCAAGGACAUUCGCUUUGGGUCCGAGGCUCGCAAUCUGCUUCUGCAGGGAGUAAAUGUGAUGGCCAAUGCAGUGGCCACCACUCUGGGACCGAAGGGCCGGAACGUGCUGAUCGAGCAGCUGCUGGUGUCACCGAAGAUCACCAAGGACGGCAUCACGGUGGCCAAUAAUGUCGAGAUGCACGAUCGACGCCGCAACCUGGGCGUCCAGCUCAUUCGCCAGGCCACCAACAAAACCAACAACGAGAUCGGAGAUGGCACCACGACGGCCACGAUCCUUGCUCGGGCCAUGACCUGCCAAGGCAUGCACACUCUCCGCCAGCCGAACAUCAAUGUCCAGCUACUGCGGGAGGGAAUGCUGAGUGCGGCGCAGGUGGUGAGCGACGCCCUCCAGGACAUGUCCCAAUCGAUCGACACCAUCGGCGAGGUGGAGGCUGUGGCCAAGGUGGCACUCAACGGGGACGAAAGCCUUUCCGGCCUGAUAGGGGACAUAAUAAUGGAGCUGGGCGAGAGUGGAGUUAUCCUGGUCAAGGAUUCAUCCAGCGGAAAGGACGAGGUUACUUUCCAGGAGGGCGUGCACAUAGAUUCGAGCUAUGCCUCUCCAUUCUUUGCAUUGGAUAAGGAAGACGGCCUCCUGGAGUUUCACGACUGCCUGCUGUUGAUCACCCUGGCCAGGAUUCAAGAGGUUUCCCAAGUAUUACCCGCCUUGGAGUUGGCCAAGGCCAAGGGUCAGCCCCUGGUGAUCAUUGCCAAGGAGUUCUCGAACGAUGUUCUGAAGGCAUUGGUUCUGAAUCAGCUGAAAGGGUGCGUCCAGGUGUGCGCCAUUAAUGCUCCAGGAUGCGUGGAUAAUAGGCGCGACGAUAUGGAGGAUCUGGCUAUAUGCAUGGGAGCCACCCUCCUGGAGGAUGAGAGCUGGCUGGCCAACCUUGAAGAGGACCAAUUGGGCGAAGUGGAGGAAGUCUUUGUGAAUUCCAAAGAGACGCACCUUCUGAAGCCGCUGAACGUGGACAAGAAACUGAAGAAACGCCGCUUCUUUGAAAUCGCAGAGCUCAAGAAGAAGGCCUUCACCGACGAGGAAAUGGAGCGACUGCAUCAGCGGGAGGGCAGGCUGCUGGGACGACUGGCCGUUGUCCGGGUGGGCGGGGUCAGCGAAAUGGAAAUAACGGAACGUAAGGAGCGCCUCAAGGACUCCAUUAACGCCGUGCGCAAGGCCAUGAGCGAUGGUGUCCUGCCUGGCGGUGGUACUGCCUACCUGCGUUGCAUUCCGAUCCUGGAUAAGCUUAAGCCUGCGAAAACGAAGGAGCAGCAAAUGGGCAGGGAGAUCGUGCGGGAUGCACUGCGCCUGCCCUGCUACACCAUCGCUCGCAAUGCAGGCGUUGAUCCCGACGAGGUCACUCGCAACGUCCUGCAAGGCAGUGGCAACUUCGGUUACGAUGCCGCCGCCGGGGAGUACGGAGAUCUGAUCGAACGCGAAAUCAUGGACCCCACAGAUGUGAUGCGGCAUGCCGUAGUCUGUGCCACCGGUAUUGCCGCCAUGAUGGCCACCACAGAGGUGGUGAUCACAGAGGAGCCGGUCAAGCCAAAGGUUCCCCAAAACCAGGUCACGAGGGAUUUGGCAAGUCUGGUUGGCAUGUAGACCAGUAUGUUUCCUUCCAUUUUUUUUUGAGACGUGCAUGUGCGAUUACAAAUUAUUUCAAUAUCUAAAUUUCUUUGACUUAUGUGACUUGAAAAAUAUUUGGAUAGCAAGGAAUUAUUAUUAAAAUUAAAGCGAA